AUGGCGUGCGAUAAGGAAAGUCUGAUCGAGAAGUUACACGAUAUCCAGGCCAUAAAAUUUGGUGAUUUCACCUUGAAAAGCGGAAUACAAUCCCCAGUGUAUGUUGACUUGCGUGUGAUCGUCUCUUAUCCGAAAAUUCUGAAGCAAAUCAGCGGUAUGUUAUGGGAUGUCGCAACCACAUCGCGAGCAGAUUUUUCUGUAAUUUGCGGCGUUCCUUACACCGCUUUACCGAUUGCGUCUGCUAUCUCAGUUAGCCAAAAUGUCCCGAUGGUGAUGCGAAGAAAAGAAGCUAAAUCAUAUGGAACGAAGCGGCUGAUCGAGGGUGUUUUUACUCCGAAGAGUAAUUGUUUGGUGAUCGAAGACGUAGUCACAAGUGGAUCGAGUGUUCUUGAAACUGUAGAAGCCCUUGCUUCGGUAGAAUUAGUCGUUUCGGACGCUGUAGUUUUGUUAGAUCGCUUUCAAGGCGGAAAAGAGAUGCUUCAAUUUCAGGGUGUUAAGCUUCACAGUCUUCUAACUCUCCCUGAAGUUCUUGAAGUGCUUUUGGCAAAGGGAAAAGUUGGUCAAGAAAUGGCGGGAAAAGUUAGUGAAUUUCUGUCAACAAACACGUUUACGCCAGCAGCAGUUGCCAAAGUACCGGCCAAACCGGGAAGUAAACUUAGCUUCGAAGCAAGAGCGCAGAUUGCAUGUAAUUCAGUCACCAAAAAGUUAUUUGAGGUAAUGCAUAUCAAGAAAUCAAACCUGGCAGUCUCUGUUGAUUUCACCAGCUGUGAUAAAGUUUUGAGUCUUGUUGACAAGAUUGGGCCCCAUGUUUGCAUCGUGAAAACACACGUUGACAUUCUGGAAGAUUUCACCCCAGAAUUUGCCAAAUCACUUCAAAUGCUUGCUGCAAAGCACAACGUUUUGAUCUUUGAAGAUAGGAAGUUUGCUGAUAUUGGCAACACCGUCAAGAAUCAGUACUCCAAAGGGUUGUAUCAUAUUGCAGAAUGGGCAGAUCUGGUUAAUGCACAUGUAGUUCCUGGGGAUGGUGUGAUUAAUGGCCUCAAAGAAGUUGGUUUGCCACUUGGAAAGGCGUGUCUGCUGAUUGGAGAAAUGAGCUCCAAGGGAACAUUGGCUACUGGGGAAUACACAAAGGCAGCUGCAGACAUGGCACAAGGCUCACAAAGACUUUGUCAUGGGAUUCAUUAG
Molecule: messenger RNA, 1185 nt
Organism: Pocillopora meandrina
Lineage: Eukaryota; Metazoa; Cnidaria; Anthozoa; Scleractinia; Pocilloporidae
Source: the annotation of a GenBank genome assembly